Castor canadensis (American beaver) is the source of this 4717-nucleotide messenger RNA. The record is from RefSeq and is a predicted model, not a curated record. NCBI's taxonomy places the organism in Eukaryota, Metazoa, Chordata, Mammalia, Rodentia, Castoridae.
AAGUAGACCAGAAUUUGUUCUGUGGAUCUCUAAACCUUUUCAAAAUAAAAGGACUGCUGUCUACUUCAUCUGCCGACAAAUGUAGUUCAUUUCAAGAUUUUGCUUAUGGUUUUGGGUCAGGCAGAGGUGGAGAGGGUAGUGGUUCAUGACUCAUAAAGUCCUGUCCAUCACUAUACUGCUUCAUCUUCCUAUCUUAUUCUGUAGCUUUGUGAACUUGGAAUUUGAAAUUUUGCUGUUGACUCGUUAUAUCUCACUGUUCUUGCCAAAAUGAUCCUGGAUACACAGAUGGACACAUUCUUAAAUUUCUCAUUUUCUGUACUCCGUGAAUAUCCCCAAAUAUUGCUACAUUCUUUCUUUAGUCAGUAUGUUUGCAGUACAGUUAAUUAUGUUAUAUCUUUCUUUUUACAGUUAAAUACUUAAACUUGUGAUCACCUUGAAUCAACUUGAGUAUUUCCUAGGUAAUAUUUUGCAACAGGUUCCUUCUGGGGCUAUUUAAACACAUCCUUUUUAUAUGGAUAUGUACUACUUUUACUCUCAGGACAGCUGUUUUUCUAAAUUUGGGGACAGUUGUCCCUAUAUGCCAUGUAAAAAUUAUUCUUUCAAAAUGUUUGACCAUGCUGGGAAUAUAGCUCAACGGUAGAGUGGUUGCCUAGCUUGGGCAAGGCCCUGGGUUUGAUCCCCAUCACUGUAAAAAAAGAAGAAAUGUUUGGCCAUAAGAAGAAUAGUAUUUGCAAAAAUUUGAGUCAACAAAUAUUUGUAGAGGAAAUUUCAUUGUGCUUUUAGAAAGAGAAGAAGUUGCUGAGGGAGUCAGGGACAGAGUUUUAGAGACUGAGUGAAACAACAGGGCUUUGGUGACAAUUGAGAAUGGAAUCAUUAGCACAGAGUUAAAGGAAAGCAAAAAGAUGCCUUCCUUUUUCUUUUUCUCAGUGGGUGGGAGGAUAAGUGAGAAUCCAAAAAUUGACAUUGAAAACUGAUAGGAACAUAGGGCUCCAGAGGUGGAGAAGAGGGAUGGUAAGGACAGAUACUUCUGCCAAAUGACCUAGGUCUUUUCUGCAAAGUGGAUCACAUACAGUCUUGAAAGUUGAGAUGGUGAACUUAUAAUUGAUACUGUUAGCAGCAGGGCAGUGUUGCCUGUUUUCACUAGAGAAAUGACAAGAAAACAGUUUUAUAUUCAUUGAUUUGUCGAAGACUACAUUGUGAGAUGAUAUCCCCUAAGUUAACAGGGUUGGCAAUGUUAAAUGAAGUGAAUUGGAUGUUGCUGAAUAUGCCUACAAGAUACUGGGAAUGAAAAGAAGGAAGAGUCCAGAAUGAUCCCAAGGAGUCAGUUACCUUCUUUCUGGGAGAUAAGUGUAAAACAGGAAAUUACUUUUACUGAUGUAUCUGAGCAACUGAUGAGAGACAAAAAACAAAUCAGAGAGCCAGUAGACUUACAGAAAAAGAAGAAGCGGAAACAACGUUCUCCUGCAAAAAUCCUUACAAUAAAUGAGGAUGGAUCACUUGGUUUGAAAACCCCUAAAUCUCACGUUUGUGAGCACUGCAAUGCUGCCUUUAGAACGAACUAUCACUUACAGAGACAUGUCUUCAUUCAUACAGGCGAAAAACCAUUUCAAUGUAGUCAAUGUGACAUGCGUUUCAUACAGAAGUACCUGCUACAGAGACAUGAGAAGAUUCAUACUGGUGAAAAACCAUUUCGCUGUGAUGAAUGUGGCAUGAGAUUCAUACAAAAAUAUCAUAUGGAAAGGCAUAAGAGAACUCAUAGUGGAGAAAAACCUUACCAGUGUGAAUACUGUUUACAGUAUUUUUCCAGAACGGAUCGUGUAUUGAAACAUAAACGAAUGUGCCAUGAAAAUCAUGACAAAAAACUAAACAGAUGUGCCAUCAAAGGUGGCCUUCUGACAUCUGAAGAAGACUCUGGCUUUUCUACAUCACCAAAAGAUAACUCACUGCCAAAAAAGAAAAGGCAGAAAACUGAGAAGAAAUCAUCUGGAAUGGACAAAGAGAGUGUUUUGGACAAAUCUGAUUUGAAGAAAGACAAAAGUGAUUACUUGCCUCUUUAUUCUUCAAGUACUAAAGUAAAAGAUGAGUAUAUGGUAGCAGAAUAUGCUGUUGAAAUGCCCCAUUCUUCAGUUGGAGGAUCACAUUUAGAAGAUGCAUCAGGAGAAAUACAUCCACCAAAGUUGGUUCUCAAAAAAAUUAAUAGUAAGAGAAGUCUGAAACAGCCGCUGGAGCAAAGUCAAACAAUUUCACCUUUAUCCACAUAUGAAGAGAGCAAAGUUUCAAAGUAUGCAUUUGAACUUGUGGAUAAACAAGCUUUACUGGACUCAGAAGGCAAUGCUGACAUAGAUCAGGUUGAUAACUUGCAAGAGGGGCCCAGCAAACCUGUGCAUAGUAGCACUAAUUAUGAUGAUGCCAUGCAGUUUUUGAAGAAGAAGCGCUAUCUCCAAGCAGCAAGUAACAAUAGCAGGGAGUAUGCUCUGAACGUGGGUACUAUAGCUUCUCAGCCUUCUGUAACACAAGCAGCUGUGGCAAGUGUCAUUGAUGAAAGCACCACAGCAUCCAUAUUAGAUUCACAGGCACUGAACGUGGAGAUUAAGAGUAAUCAUGACAAAAAUGUUAUUCCGGAUGAGGUACUGCAGACUCUGUUGGAUCAUUAUUCCCAUAAAGCUAACGGGCAGCAUGAGAUUUCCUUCAGUGUUGCAGAUACUGAAGUGACUUCCAGCAUAUCAAUAAACUCUUCAGAAGUACCUGAGGUCACCCAGUCAGAGAAUGUUGGAUCAAGCUCCCAAGCAUCCUCAUCAGAUAAAGCCAACAUGUUGCAGGAAUACUCAAAGUUUCUGCAGCAGGCUUUGGACAGAACUAGCCAAAAUGAUGCCUAUUUGAAUAGCCCGAGCCUUAACUUUGUGACUGAUAACCAGACCCUUCCAAAUCAGCCAGCAUUUUCUUCCAUAGACAAGCAAGUCUACGCAGCCAUGCCCAUCAAUAGCUUUCGAUCAGGAAUGAAUUCUCCACUAAGAACAACUCCAGAUAAGUCCCACUUUGGACUAAUAGUUGGUGAUUCACAGCACUCAUUUCCCUUUUCAGGUGAUGAGACAAACCAUGCUUCUGCCACAUCAACACAGGACUUUUUGGAUCAAGUGACUUCUCAGAAGAAAGCUGAGGCUCAGCCUGUCCAUCAAGCCUACCAAAUGAGCUCCUUUGAACAGCCCUUCCGUGCUCCUUAUCAUGGAUCCAGAGCUGGAAUAGCUACUCAAUUUAGCACUGCCAAUGGACAGGUGAACCUUCGGGGACCAGGGACAAGUGCUGAAUUUUCAGAAUUUCCCUUGGUGAAUGUAAAUGAUAAUAGAGCUGGGAUGACAUCUUCACCAGAUGCCACAACUGGCCAGACUUUUGGCUAAAAAAAAAAGUGUAAAUAAUACUGGCACUUUAGAACAGAUUAAUCAAGAAUGGGGUUACUCUGUGUAAAAUGGAGUGCUGUACAGAUUUAAGAGCAAUGCGUUAUAACAAGUUAAGCUGAUAUGAAUAGCAAGAUAAUCCAAUAACUGCAUUUUGUUUGGUUAGUCAGCAUUCUUUGAACUGCCUUACAUGUUGUCACCUUUAUAGAAGCAAUGCAUUACUUGUUUUAGAUCAGAAACUUGCUAUUCCACCUACACCAAGUUAAAAAGGUUAAAAAAAAGACUUUCGCACAAUUGUUUCCUAAUUGAUAACAUUGUACAUUCUUAGGAGAUAGUAAUUGUGUGAAAUUUAUUCAUACUGUUUCUAAGUUUUUCAGCAUAGUCAUUGCACUUCAGCAGGGAAUCUGAGUAUACUUCACAGACAGAGUGAACUUAAAAGUUUAAAUGUCAAGAGAUUAUGGCUUAAAUAAAUUAGUUUGUUCUAUAUGGGGGAAAAAAACCAAGAAACCACCUUUUAAACAGAGUAAUAUGCCAUAUACCCUUGAUUUUCAUUUUGCAUUAUAUUGAUGUGGGUUUUUUUUUUUUGAAAAAAAAAGUAAUAAAAAAUUGAUAGUCUAAGACUCCACUAUUUAAAAGCCUAAUUACUUUUAAAAUAUGCAUACUUUCAAAACUUUUACCAAAACACACAACUGUUGGAAGCAUUCACUUCUCUAUGGAAGUAUGCAUAUUGGUGUCAGUUUCUUUGUACAGUUGUACCUAGAUAUUUUUUAUGAUUUUUCAUGUGCAAGUAUCAAGGUUUUGAAGUUUUAGUAAAAAGUAUUCUGUAGAUUACAUUCCCAAGAACAUAAUGCUUACACAAAUGUAUAUUCCACAUUUUAAAGCUUAAUUGUAUUUUACUUUACAUAUAUACUUCAGUUAACAUAGAGCACUUAGAUCUAUUUGGUAUUUUUGAUUUCUCAAAAAAAAAUAGAUUUUUAGGUUUGAAAUGGUUGUGUCAUAAUCAUCUCAUAAUUGACAAUUAUAAUUUUUGGCAAUAAAAGGAAAUUGGGGUGUGUUUGGAACUGUAAAAUCUGGCUUAAUCCUUCUCUUUCUAGAUCCUUAAUAGAUUGGAUGAUUAAACAAUAUCCUAAGAAACUAAAGAAAUGGGCAUUUUAAUUGCUUAUUUUAUCUUGAGUUACUUUUUAAUGGAUACUGCUCAUUACAAUUUUACAAACCAAAAGUGUUUACUAAUUCUAGUAACUAUAAUUUCUUUUACAGCUAGAUAAGUAAUGGGAAAUUUUUUUGUUGCAUUUCAAAAUCUAAAUAAACUACAGACUUUAUCCUUA